Molecule: messenger RNA, 967 nt
Organism: Dermatophagoides pteronyssinus (European house dust mite)
Lineage: Eukaryota; Metazoa; Arthropoda; Arachnida; Sarcoptiformes; Pyroglyphidae
Source: RefSeq, a predicted model, not a curated record
UUGUUUGUUUUCAAUUCCUUUUCAACAACCGUUUCUUGAUUUUUUUUUGAACAAAAUGCUUGUUUCCUAUCAAAAAUCGAUCAUUUUCUUUGGUGUUUAUUCAUUGUUCGUAUUCGACCUGAUUGAUUGUGGUCGUAAAAAAUCAACUACCAACAGUAAAAAUAAAGAUCAAAAUAUUGAAGAUAAAUGUUUGGAUGAUGUAAAAGAAAAAUUUGAUAUAAAUGUUGCAAAAUUAAUGAGUUUAGGUAGGAAUGGUCGUCGUUGGCCUGAAACUGAAUCUGAACAUGAUUCAUAUUGUGCUGAAACAAAACGCCUGAAUCAACAUUUAGAUGAUUAUAAAACAACAUGUUCAUCAGGGCCAUCAAAAGAAUUUGCAUCGAUCAUACUGUUUUCAUUACGUCGUGUAACCCGGCAAUAUUGUCGAAAAACCCAUACAAAUCAACGUAGACAUAAAAAAUUAUUUGCAAUGUAUAAAUGUUCAAAUCAAUUAUCAAAUCAAACUGGUAAAUGUUUGGAAGAUUAUAUCGAUACAUUAUUAUCAACAGUAAAACUAUCGACUAUUCAACAAAAAAUUCCAUAUACAUGUUGUAAUUAUUUUGAAUUAUUAAAAUGUACGGAUGAUGUAUUUCAUUCUGAUCAAAAAUGUGCUGAUUCAUCUGAAACAUUUCAAGAAUUUGUACGAACCAUUUUUGAUGAUAUAAUUAAUGUUGCCUGUGGUGAUUAUUUAGAAUUUAGUGAUAAAUGUCAACAAUUACCAUUAUUAACCAAACCAUCAUUAUUAAAGAAUAAAAAAAGACCAAAAUCAAUAUUAAUACCAUUGAUUGAAAUUUGGGAUCAAUCGGCAAAUUGAAAUACAUUUUCUGGUUUUUCUGGUUUUCUGGUCUUUCGGGUUUGACAAUGGCUUCGUGGUUCUUCUGAUGGUCAUCAUCAUUAUUAUUAAUAUUUCACUGACGUCAUCAUCAUCCGC